AGUGCGAGGGAGCCGGACUCUCCGGGAGCCUAGGGGGGCGGGGGGAGCUGCGCCGCGGGCGCCGCCGCCUCCGCCGCCUGGGACGCAGGGGUGGGGGACGGACGAGCCCCGAUGCCGGGGGAGACGGAGGAGCCGCGAUCCCCGCAGCAGCAGGACCAGGAAGGGGGCCAGGCAGCGGCGGCCGACGCGGCUUCGGACGAGCCCCGGCCCGGCGUGGCGGCGGCGACGGCGGCGGCGGCGCCUGCAGGGACCGCGAGCAGCCGCGUUCUGAGGGGAGGUCGGGACCGCGGCCGGGCCGCUGCGGCCGCCGCCGCCGCCGCUGUGUCCCGCCGGAGGAAGGCCGAGUAUCCCCGCCGGCGGAGGAGCAGCCCCAGCAACAGGCCUCCCGACGCCCCGGGGCAGCAGCUCGCGGCCGCGAAGCCCCCGUCUCCUGCUCAGGGCAAGAAGAGUCCGCGACUCCAGUGCAUAGAAAAAAUAGCAAUUGAUAAAGAUCCCAAGGAAGAGAAAGAAGAUGAUUCUAUCCUCCCUCAGGAAGUUUCCAUUUCUGCAACUAGGCCUAGCCGAGGCUGGCGUAGUAGUAGCAGGACAUCUAUUUCUCGCCUUCGAGACACUGAGAAUACUCGGAGCUCUAGGUCCAAGACUAGUUCGUUGCAACUCGUCUGCAAGUCAGAGCCAAUUACAGAUCAACUUGAAUAUGAAGUUCGAGAAGAACCUCUGUCUCCCGGUGGCAUUAGUAGUGAUGAGGAAGAGGAGGAGGAAGAGAUGUUAAUCAGUGAAGAGGAAAUACCAUUCAAAGAUGACCCAAGAGAUGAGACCUACAAGCCCCAUCUUGAAAGGGAAACCCCAAAACCACGGAGAAAAUCAGGGAAGGUGAAAGAAGAAAAAGAAAAGCAAGAAAUAAAAGUGGAAGUAGAAGUAGAGGUGAAAGAAGAGGAGAAUGAAAUCAGGGAAGAUGAAGAGCCUCCUAGGAAGAGAGGGAGAAGGAGAAAAGAUGACAAAAGUCCACGGUUACCCAAAAGGAGAAAAAAACCUCCAAUCCAAUAUGUCCGUUGUGAGAUGGAAGGAUGUGGGACUGUUCUGGCUCACCCUCGCUAUUUGCAGCACCACAUUAAGUACCAGCAUUUGCUGAAAAAAAAAUAUGUAUGUCCCCAUCCUUCCUGUGGACGACUCUUCAGGCUCCAGAAACAACUUCUGCGACAUGCCAAACAUCAUACAGAUCAGAGGGAUUAUAUCUGUGAAUAUUGUGCUCGGGCCUUCAAGAGUUCCCACAAUCUGGCAGUACACCGAAUGAUUCACACGGGCGAGAAGCCAUUACAAUGUGAGAUCUGUGGAUUUACUUGUCGACAAAAGGCAUCCCUUAAUUGGCACAUGAAGAAGCAUGACGCAGACUCCUUCUACCAAUUUUCUUGCAAUAUCUGUGGCAAAAAAUUUGAGAAGAAGGACAGCGUAGUGGCACACAAAGCAAAAAGCCACCCUGAGGUGCUGAUUGCAGAAGCUCUGGCAGCCAAUGCAGGCGCCCUCAUCACCAGCACAGAUAUCUUGGGCACUAAUCCAGAGCCCCUGACACAACCUGCAGAUGCACAGGGGCUUCCUCUCCUUCCUGAGCCCUUGGGAAACUCAACAUCUGGAGAGUGCCUACUGCUAGAAGCUGAAGGGAUGUCAAAGUCAUACUGCAGUGGGACAGAACGGGUGAGCCUUAUGGCUGACGGGAAGAUCUUUGUGGGAAGCGGCAGCAGUGGGGGCACUGAAGGGCUGGUCAUGAACUCGGAUAUACUCGGUGCUACCACAGAGGUUCUGAUUGAAGAUUCAGACUCUACUGGACCUUAGUGCAAAGGAAGACUUUGGGCACUGGGACAGUGCAGACUUUGUAUUUAAAAGACAAAAAAGGACAAAAAAAAAAUUUAAAGCAUUUAAAAUCUAGUAAAAUAACUGAAGGGCCUGCUCUUUGCAUUGUGGAUCACAGCACACACACACACACAACUCACACAGAGAGAGACUUUGUCUCAUCCCUCCCUCCCUUUCGCCCCCUCUCCUGAAUUUCCCUCCCUUAUCCUUAAAAUAUUGAUGUUGCCUUUACCAGAAAGGUCAUUGAAAAAGCAGCAGUGUACUUGGUUCCAGCCAGCAGCUGAUUUCCUGCUCAUCGGCAAAUCUCCUUUUCCCAACCUAUAACUGAUGUGCUCUGGAUCAGCUUUUAACUCAUAGUAGUAUAUUACUAUCAUCUAAAUCUUUUCUCCUCUACUGCUGCCCUAUAGCUCUGGCUUCUCCCCACUGCAACAACCAACACUUAUCCUCAAAUAAUAUAUAAUUCUAUUUUCUGGAGGCUGGCAGCUUGACUUGGCACUUUAGAGCCCCUCAGCAGGAUGCUGUUAAAACAGCACACAUCUCACCCCUCUUCCAUUACUCACUGGGUUUGGGGAAGGAAGGAUACAUGGGGACCACCUCCCUCCCCUUCAGUGGAUCCCAGCACCUCAGUCCCCCCUCCUAAACCUCCAUAUGGCUCUUAAUGGUGCUCAAUUGCUUGGAAGCAGGCUCCCAAGAAAGAGGGGACUGCCCUAUGUACAGUCUUUCUGACUGUAAGACAGGGCUCUAUGUCAGUGAGAAAAGUCCCAGGCUAAUGGCAGAAAUUUGCACUUUGAACAUGUGUGUUUUUGUGUUGUGGAACCUGAGAUUCCUUAUUUAUUAAUGGAAAGUCUGAUUUCUUUGGGGGGGAGGGUCUUUGUUGCUAUGUUUUGUGGGGCUGGGAGAGUAGAUUAUUCUGACAUGGGAUCCUUCCUAUAAGAGGUACUUUGAAGGCAAGGCUUAGAGUUAAAGAAGCACAGCCAGCCUCUAAAAUCAUAGUUUUCCAGUGGCCUUUACAGAAAGCUGGUCCUCAGCACUAACAGAAUCACUACAGUAGCCUAGUGCUUUUUUUGGAAGCCUUAGGGAAGGUUGAUGGGUUUGUGGUAACUAGAGUGCUCUUGGAGAUACACAAGGAUUUGAGGGGAUGAGGAAUGUUACUCAUGGUCUGAAUCAAAAGAUUUUUUUCUUCUGUGAAUUUUUUUCUUUUUGUCCUCACCAUUUAUGUGCAUUAAUCUCCCUGCUGUCCUAAUUCCAGCCCCUUGUUUUGAUUGUGGUUUUGGUUUUGUCAUUGGUUAUUCCAGCUCUUGAUUAGUGGAAGACCAGACCCUGUCAUUCAUGAAGGACAAAAUUAAGAGUUCUAGAGUUUGGGUUUAGAGAAAACUGGUGUGUCAUAUUUCCCCCGUAGAAGGAACAAAGUUUGAAUAGACAAAAGCAAAGGUAAAAAAUCUGUGUGAUAAUGUCUUUGGCUGUCCCCAAAUUACCUAUUUUCCUUGGAGUAGGGAUUUUUAAUGCAUUGUGGAUUAUCACUGUCAUUGGGAGACGCAGAUUGUGUUUUUACAUGCUUAUACCUCUCGGAAGACUAAAACCCUAAUUGAGCAUUGAGCUCACUUUUUUGAGAAUUAGGAAUGCAAUUCCUCCCUGUGUGCUUCAGAAUCUGCCAUUGAAGACCUGGCCAGUUACCAGAAAUACAUGAUGACUGUUGGGAAAAUUAAGAGUCUGAGAACAAAAUAAGGAACAGCUUGUUUUUCACAAACACUAAAGCUAUGGAGUUUAUCAAAUUUUCUCUGCUUAAUUUUUUUUCCCCAAAAAAUGUCAUCUCUGAAAGACGCUUACUGUACACCCACCAAUGUCACUGGUUGGGAUGCCAGGGAGGAGGGCAAAGACACCUACAGGAACAAUAUUAAACACAUUAUUGUUUCCUCUAAAGUGUUGCAGACUUUGCCAUCCUUCCCAUAUCAGGGGAGAGAAGGCAUGAAGAUAGACUUUCCUGCCCCACAGAGUUUGACUUUGCCGCAUUGAUUUGAAAUGUGCAUUGACUCUGGUGCAUUGGUACACAGAUUUGGAAAUAGUGUAAGAGCAAUUAUAAAUGGGACUGCAGCAGAGUUGCUCUACAUGAUACUGUUUCUCUCCCUAAUAUCUGUAUCCUACACUUAGCCUUUGCUUUUCACAUUUAGACUGAUUUCAUUUAGAGUGGUUACUCAUCAAAUAUAGCCACCCACAGAAAAGCAGACUGCAUUGUAAACAUCUCUUCUUUCUGGGACGGGGAGAAAUAUGUUCUUUUCUGUACCUCACUCCCCUCCCCACGAAAGCAACUAGUUAUAAUAAUUAGAAACUUCCUGUCCUCUCAUUUGGGGGAGGGGGCGUAAAGGGGACUUGGGUCAUCUUCAUAGCUACCGUUUGCUGACAAUAAAUUAUUGUAGCGGUUUGCAAUAAAUUUUAAAAUAUUUUUCAUGAACUUUAUUUUUUUUCUUUUGAGAACAAGUGCUAGCAUAGUAAAAGUCUAUAUGAGCAAACUAAGCACCAUUACCAAUUCCUUUAUUCCCAUGCCACUCAUUUAAUUGUCCUUUAAAGAGUCCUUUUAAUCUUAAAAAUUGAUAGAUAUUUCAUAAUCAUAUCUUAUUAUCUUUUAAAUAACUAGUCAUACCUCCAUUUUCAAUUGGCAAUUCCAAAUUUUAUGGAUAUAGUUGUGUGUGAUAAUCAUUCGGUAUUUCUGGGAGUUGUGCAUACUCCUUGCUGGCAUAUUUUUGCAUAAUUAGACCCUUACACAUUUUACAGGGUUUAGUCGGACACUGGCUGGGAGUCCUGGGAAUGAGCACAGAAAACAUCGUCAUAGAGCACUUGGACCUCCCUCGCACCUGUUCGGAGGAAGAUUGUGAACUCUACCACCAACCUAAGUGAGGUCUUACAGCCUUGCUACAA
Chionomys nivalis (European snow vole) is the source of this 4758-nucleotide messenger RNA. It is a transcript of the gene Zfp91, whose product is annotated as ZFP91 zinc finger protein, atypical E3 ubiquitin ligase. The transcript is spliced from 11 exons. Bases 112 to 1827 code for a protein of 571 amino acids. Gene Ontology annotation, cellular component: nucleus. The record is from RefSeq and is a predicted model, not a curated record. Gene Ontology annotation, biological process: regulation of transcription by RNA polymerase II. NCBI's taxonomy places the organism in Eukaryota, Metazoa, Chordata, Mammalia, Rodentia, Cricetidae.